CUUUGUCCUCCAGUGGCCCGGAGGCAGCUGUGCCGUCGUCACUUAGCGAGACUUCGGCGACCGGCGGGCGGGUGGGAGCGAGCGCUGAGCGGGCGCCGCGCACUGUGUGUGUGGGGGGGGCAGGAGCAGCCCGCGCGCCGCGUGAAGGGACUCGCACUUGCAAUAUGACUUUGGAGGAAUUCUCGGCUGCAGAGCAGAAGACCGAAAGGAUGGACACGGUGGGAGAUGCCCUGGAGGAAGUGCUCAGCAAGGCGCGGAGUCAGCGCACCAUCACCGUCGGCGUGUACGAGGCCGCCAAGCUUCUCAAUGUUGACCCCGACAACGUGGUACUGUGCCUGCUGGCUGCGGACGAGGACGACGACAGGGACGUGGCUCUGCAGAUCCAUUUCACCCUCAUCCAGGCGUUCUGCUGCGAGAACGACAUCAACAUCCUGCGGGUCAGCAACCCCGGCCGGCUAGCUGAGCUGCUGCUGCUGGAGACCGACGCGGGCCCGGCGGAGAGCGGGGGCGCCGCGCAGCCCCCUGACCUGCACUGCGUGCUGGUGACGAACCCACAUUCAUCACAAUGGAAGGAUCCUGCCUUAAGUCAACUUAUUUGCUUUUGCCGGGAAAGUCGCUACAUGGAUCAGUGGGUUCCAGUGAUUAAUCUCCCCGAACGGUGAUGGCAUCUGAAUGGAAAUAACUGAACCAAAUUGCACUGAAGUUUUGAAAUACCUUUGUAGUUACUCAAGCAGUUACUCCCUACGCUGAUGCAAGGAUUACAGAAACUGUUGUCAAGGGGCUGAGUGAGUUCAACUACAUGGGGGCUAGGAGGUGACUCUGCCCAUGGAGAGAGGUGAAAAUAAAGAAGGAAGCUGUGUGGAAACAGAAAUCUAAGUCAAAAGAGACAAAAACUACAAAGAACUGUGCAAGAAACAAAACUAUUAAUCUUGGAUGGCCGAGUUACAUUGAAAUAAGCCAAAUAUCGCUUUGUUGGAACCUUAAAUGUGUAGCAAUAGUUUGGGUUUUUUGUUUUGUUUUUGUUUUUCCGGUCUUUAUGCCCUCAAGUAAAAGCAAAGUGAAAAGGAUUAAUUGUAUUUUAAAGCCACAGGUUAAUGUAUUUUGAUGAGAUGUUAAAUUCUCAGAAGUUUUAUUAUAAAUCGUACUAAGUUAUUUUAUGACAUGAAAGGUUAUUUAUGAUGAAGUUUUUUGAAGCACAAUAUCUAAAAUAAACUGGUAUGGAAUAAUUGCAUCAUU
Molecule: messenger RNA, 1236 nt
Organism: Peromyscus leucopus (white-footed mouse)
Lineage: Eukaryota; Metazoa; Chordata; Mammalia; Rodentia; Cricetidae
Gene: Gadd45a
Product: growth arrest and DNA damage inducible alpha
Exons: 4
Coding region: 165-662 (165 amino acids)
Biological process (GO): regulation of cell cycle
Cellular component (GO): nucleus; cytoplasm
Source: RefSeq, a predicted model, not a curated record